AUGAGUGCGUACGGAGGCUUAGGACCCAUGGCCAAUGGAGUCCUUUGGAUGGUGGUCGUCAUAUUUGCUGUUUUUGUAGGGCUAAGGCUCUAUACACGACAACAGAUCUUGAAUGCCGUCGGCGUUGAUGACUAUCUAUGCUGCAUUGCACUGGCUCUCCAUAUUGUUUACACUGUCUUCGUCACCGUUGCGAGCCACUAUGAUCUAGGACGCCCGAGCACCGAGGUCGGUGAUCCGGUCAUAUAUGUCAAAGCCGUCAAGUAUGAAUUGUUCAGUCAGGUGGCGGGAAUCAUGGUUAUCGGCGUGGGUAAAUUGGCUGUUGGCGUGUUUCUUCUUCGAAUCGUGCGGAAUCGGAUCCAGAUUUGGUUUAUCUGGGGUUGCCUCAUCACCACUGUUAUUAUCACGUUGUUCGCCAGCAUUUCUGUUGUCGUGCAGUGUGUGCCAGUUGAGAAAAUUUGGAACCCAACUGUGGAAGGAAAUUGCUGGCUUGAUUUCUCUAAAAUUGGCUACACUGUCGGGUGUGAGUGCUGCGCGUUCGUCGCCGCCGACUUCUCCUUCGCGAUUCUCCCGUGGUUCGUUAUCUGGGACCUCAACAUGAAGCAUAAGGAGAAGAUCACUAUUGCUUGUGGUCUCAGCCUUGGAGUAUUCGCCGGUAUAUGCGGCAUCAUUCGCACCGUAGCCCUGUCAGGUCUGAGUGCAUCUGAGUACAUCUAUGAUACCGUGCCAAUGCUCAUCUGGUCUGCUACCGAGAGCUGCAUUCCCAUCUUGCGCCCUCUCUACAUCCAAAUCAGGUACGGGGAGAAUGGCAAGAGCAGCUCCUCUGGCAACACAUCCUACAAAUUGUCCAUGUAUGGCAGUGGCCGAAAAUACGGCAGACUUUCGAAAUCUGGUCAUGAGCCAUCUGGAGUCGAGGCAACUAAUGUUUCUUACCCAAGAAGCAUCAUGGACCUCGGGGCUAUCAAUAAAAGCAAUGAGGAUAUUCUUCGGCGCGCCGCAGGCAUUAAGAGGACAGACGAAGUAUCGGUCAGUUAUGAGCGAAAUGUGUAG
This is a messenger RNA of Aspergillus ruber CBS 135680, 1047 nucleotides long. RefSeq lists its product as uncharacterized. NCBI's taxonomy places the organism in Eukaryota, Fungi, Ascomycota, Eurotiomycetes, Eurotiales, Aspergillaceae. Bases 1 to 1047 code for a protein of 348 amino acids. The transcript has 6 exons. The record is from RefSeq and is a predicted model, not a curated record.